CGAAUCCUAAACAUAUAGAGUGCAGUCAAAUACUUGUCUGAAGCUCUCGUUUAACCCUUUCCUCACAUAUAUUGCACACUAAAAGUGGAGUCAAGUUUUUCAGCGUCUGUUAGUAAACAGUGUUAGCAGUCUAUGGGAUACACGACUACUGUAUAACUCUAUGUAUUCAUUGUUUAUCUAAUUUGUAUUAUUAUUUAAAAUAUGAAAUAUUUAUUCGUAUUCAAUAAAGAUUGUGUUAAAACAUCAUUAAAUUCUUUGAGAUAUUAUAGUAAAACACGACCAGAGCUUCCAAAAUGUGAUUUCAUUGCAAACAACAGUAAACCGAGAUUAGGUAACUUCGAGAUCGAGACCAUUCAUAAACUUAAUUUGAAUCCAUGUCUCAAACCGUGGUAUCAAAAGCCUGUUAUCCUCACUCAGGGAUAUAUGCAAUAUGUUUGGGAUAAUGAGAACAAUAGAUAUUUAGAUAUGUUCGGAGGGAUAGUGACCACAGGUGUCGGUCACUGUCACCCAAAACUGGUAGACGCGGCCACUAAACAACUGAAGAAGUUGUGGCACACGAGCAGUAUUUACUACAACGAAGAGGUCCACGAAUACGCCUCAAACUUAGCCAAUCGACUCCCGGAACCGCUUAAUAAUAUCUUUUUCUGUAAUUCCGGUUCAGAAGCCAAUGAUAUCGCUAUACUUAUGGCCAGACUUUACACCAAAUCCUACGAUAUAAUAGCAUUGCGUAACGCAUAUCACGGCGACUCUACGAGCACUCAACCCCUGUGUGGCGUUCAGAGUUGGAAAUUCCCGAUUCCCUCACACUUUGGUGUCCAUCACACCACUAAUCCCGACCCAUAUUCCGGCCGUUUUGGUGGCAAUAAAUGUCGCGAUUCUGUGGUCCAAACGACCCGCGACUGUGACUGCGGUGUCGAUGAAUGCGAUGCUUGCGAUCGUUAUAUCGAAGAUCUUCAACAGGUGUUUGACUCGACUUUACCCAAAACUGUGUGCGCUUUCAUCGCUGAGUCCAUACAAGGCGUCGGAGGAGUCGUUCAGUUUCCCAAACAAUUCCUUAAGAAAGCCUUUCAAAUGGUUCGAGAAAGAAAUGGUAUCUGUAUUAUGGAUGAGGUUCAAACGGGUUUCGGGAGAACCGGAACUCACUUCUGGGGUUUCGAAGGACACGAAGUGAUUCCAGAUAUAGUGACAAUGGCUAAGAGUAUAGGGAAUGGGUUCCCAUUGGCUGCUGUGGCCACCACUGCGUCCAUAGCCAACACAUUGACCUCUGCCUCAUAUUUCAAUACAUUUGGCGGAAAUCCCUUGGCGUCUUGUGUCGGACUAAAUGUACUCAAAAUCAUAGACGAAGAGAAUCUCCAGAAUAACUGCCAUAUAAUGGGAACCAAAUUAUUGCACGGAUUUGAAAGUCUUCGCCAAAAAUAUGCGGAUAUUGUGGGAGACAAAGAUAGAAAACCAAUGAUUAAGUCUGACUUCGACUCAAUUCUGGAGGAUUGCAAAGACAUGGGUUUACUCGUCGGCAGAGGAGGUCCAAAGAAUAAUGUCUUUCGAGUCAAACCUCCGAUGUGUGUGAAUGAAGAGGACAUCGACUUUACUAUCAAAGUGUUUGAAAAGGCAUUUGAUUUGCAUAACGAUAGGUCUGCUAAAAGACGGUUCAAAACGAUAACCAAUAAUAAUAACAAUCACUAAUUGAUUGAUUGAAAGAUAAAUAUAACUUUAUUUUAUAUUUGAAACAACUCUUUAUGUAAAUAUAAUAUUAAACAUCGAAACAAUAGAUAUCGAAAACUUUUAAAGUUAAAAAUUUUAAAGUAUUUAAAAAUUGAAUAAAUAAUUAAUAUUUUCGC
Messenger RNA from Medioppia subpectinata, 1838 nucleotides. The record is from the annotation of a GenBank genome assembly. NCBI's taxonomy places the organism in Eukaryota, Metazoa, Arthropoda, Arachnida, Sarcoptiformes, Oppiidae.